Messenger RNA from Platichthys flesus (European flounder), 3920 nucleotides. It is a transcript of the gene col8a1a, whose product is annotated as collagen, type VIII, alpha 1a. The coding region runs from base 87 to 2318 and encodes 743 amino acids. The record is from RefSeq and is a predicted model, not a curated record. NCBI's taxonomy places the organism in Eukaryota, Metazoa, Chordata, Actinopteri, Pleuronectiformes, Pleuronectidae. Gene Ontology annotation, molecular function: protein binding. The transcript has 3 exons.
GUGUGGUUGUCUGUCUGACUGAUAUUCUGUCCGUUAGUCUGCAGUGAUUAUUUCCCCAUAAACGACCACUCAAAAAGAUCUUGGCCAUGGCUCCUCUCCCUGCCCCCCUCUCCCUUACUGUGCUACAGCUUGCAGCACUGACUUAUGUGUGUGGUGGUGCAUACUAUGGACACAAGCAACACCCUCAGCCAUACCAGCCAGUGCAGCAUCACCAACAUAUGGCCAUGGGCAAAGAAGGCUUUCCCCAGCAACAGUACCUUGGAAAAGAGGUGCCUUAUAUGCAGUAUCCACAGUACAGGAAGGAGCUACCACAGAUGCCCAUGCACAAGGGCAAAGAAAAUGCUCGUAAAGGGGGUGGUUAUAAUGGUGGUCAAGAUAAAGGACAGACAAUUCCCAGUGGGGCUGAAGGAAUUCCUCAAGGAGAGCCUGGUCCAGCUGGACCACCGGGACCAGAGGGGCCUCAAGGUCCUCCUGGACCUCCAGGAAAUGGACAACCAGGACCUGUGGGGCAACCUGGAUCUUCUGGUCCACCAGGAGUGCCUGGGAUGGGAAAACCAGGUUUGCCAGGGCUGCCAGGCAAGCCAGGAGGAAAUAGUGAGGCUGGACCACAGGGUGAAAUGGGUCCUAGCGGUGAGAAUGGACCAGCUGGACAGCCAGGACCUCAGGGUCCCCCAGGACCACCUGGGCUACCAGGGAUAGGUAAACCAGGGAUGCAGGGACUACCAGGUCAACCAGGGACAAAAGCAGAACCAGGUCACAAAGGGCUACCAGGACUACCAGGAUUACCAGGACCCAAAGGUGAUAAAGGAAUGGGUCAGCCAGGGCAACCUGGUCACAAAGGUCUCCCAGGGCCCCAUGGACCAGCUGGCCCAAGAGGACUGCCUGGUUUUGGAAAACCAGGCUUGAAUGGGGCACCAGGCCCACAUGGACAACCAGGAGAGAAAGGACAUCCUGGACAGCAAGGACCAGCUGGACCACCUGGUGAAGGAGGACAGCCUGGCCCAACAGGGCUACCUGGUCAAGGAAAGCCAGGUCAAAAUGGCCUUGCCGGACAGCCAGGGGUGUCAGGUGCCAAAGGACAUCCAGGACCACCAGGUUUGCCAGGGAAGCCAGGACUGCCUGGGUUUGGUAAACCAGGGCUCCCAGGACCAAAGGGGGAUAAAGGUAUGGGUGGUUCACUUGGCCUGCCGGGCUUAAAAGGAGAAAAGGGACACGGAGGGCUGCCUGGUAUGCUUGGAUCCCCUGGACCAAAUGGUUCACCUGGUCAUCCAGGUCCCUUGGGACCACAAGGGGCUAUGGGUUCCCCUGGACCUAAAGGAGACUGUGGGGAAGGAGGGCCUAAAGGGCUUGAUGGAGGCCAGGGUGAACCUGGUCCUUCUGGGAUACCUGGUAAGGGUGGUCUGCCAGGAGACAAUGGAGAACCAGGGCCAAGAGGACCCCCAGGGCCAAGUGGUGUCAAAGGAGAUGAUGGACACAAAGGUCUGACUGGUAACCCUGGUCCUUCGGGACUUCCAGGGCUAAAAGGACACGGUGGACUACCCGGUGAAGUGGGACCUCAAGGCCCUAAAGGAAUCCCAGGAAUGGAUGGUGCAGCAGGACCAAUUGGGCCUGCUGGUCUUCCUGGGGCAAAAGGAGAUGGUGGUCUACCUGGUGUACCGGGAAUUGUAGGUGAGGGGAGUCCCGGUAUUCCUGGUCCCUUAGGACCCCAAGGAAAAGAGGGACCAUUAGGACCCCCUGGGAAACCAGGUCAGCCUGGCCCUCCUGGGCCACCAGGCCCAGCUGGAGCAACUGGACUGUCUCCUGACAUGGCUGGAGUACUCUCCGUAAUGGGCCCUGGAGUCGACGGUGUUAAGGCUGGUGGUUAUGAUAAGAAGGGCAAGUAUGGCGGCAAUGGGGCAGAAGUAAUGGGUGUCAGUGGGUUAGAAAUGCCAGCAUUCACAGCUGUAUUAACAACUCCCUUUCCACCUGUCGGCACUCCAGUUGUCUUUGACAAGCUCCUAUACAAUGGUCGCCAAAACUACAACCCCCAGACAGGAAUUUUCACCUGUGACAUGCCUGGCAUAUAUUACUUUGCCUACCACAUCCAUUGCAAAGGAGCCAAUGUUUGGGUGGCUUUGAUGAGGAACAAUGAGCCAGUGAUGUAUACGUAUGAUGAAUACAAAAAGGGUUUCCUAGACCAAGCGUCAGGGAGUGCAGUGCUACCUCUACAACCUGGAGAUACUGUGUAUAUUCAACUGCCCUCAGAUCAGGCUUCAGGACUUUAUGCUGGGCAGUACGUGCACUCCUCCUUUUCUGGGUAUUUGUUGUAUCCAAUGUAAAACAACAAACUGCAAUGAGAGAGAGGUUUUAGUAAGAACUAAAUAGGUGCAUAGUUUUGUAAAAUAUAAAACAACUUAAUUACCUGACACAGAGCAGUACUUUUUAAUGUUAACAAGCUGUUGAUCAAUAACAGAUAUGAGAGGAGAAGAUAAUGAAGGGUUGUACAUACAGCAACGUUUAUCAUGUAAACCCUUAUAGCUGUUUAAUUGGGAAAUAAUAAUAUUUGUUUUACAGCUUUGAAAACAAAAAGGGUGUGGAAAAGACAUUCCAUAAAGACCUAAAAUGGCUCUCAAUGUAUUUUUAUACAGCAGUGAAAAAAACAACAAGUGUGCAAUUUGUAAACACAUCAGAGGAAUGUGUAAAAUUUAUGGAAAAUACAAUUUAAUGUGUAAAAUUCUAAUGAUACCAUUUUGACAGUGUCAGAUUUGGUCCCUGUACCUCCUCAAAACUGGCAGCUACUCCAUGUGGCAAGGAUGUGAAAUACAGUAGGAAGACAUUCUAGCAGGAUAUUCACAAUUUUACGUUCACACCUUUGUAAAAAUGUUGUCUUUGUCUCUCCACUCUUCACAGUGAUGCAGAUAAUGAAAAGUUUUUGCUUUUGCAGCAGCUUGAGUAUUUUAGACAUUCAUGUAACCUACAAAAUGACUGAGGUUUGUUAUUUGAGAGAGAAUCAAAGUAAAAAGAAUGUAAUACAAUUUUUUGUAUUUGUUCAUGGAUGAGUUAGGGUUAGGUUAAAAUAUUUUUUUAUGCAAAAUCACAAAGGUCAAACAAAUUUGCGAGUCGAGUGUUUUGGAUAGCCACUCCUUUGAAUGGAUAAUAAACACUGCAAUACAUUUAACCAGACAGUUUGUCUCGAUAAAUAGAGUAUUUCCAUAGGUACUAAAUACAAGGAAACUUUGAUCUGCGAACAUGUACAAUUGUGCAGCUAUGAAUUAAAUUACUCGACAGAGGUUAAGUUAUGUUCCCUUCAAUCCUGCUGUUGAACGAAGUCAAACAGAGGAAUUUAUAUGAAGAUUUCACUGUAUUGUAUUUCAAACCAGAAUAAUUUUAGAAAUAAAUUGUUUCCUAAAAGAUUCUUACUUAAUGUUUUUAAUUUAAUUUUCAACUGUUAAUACUCUGUAACUGUUCUUUAAGUCAUGAUUUCAAGUUGUAACAACUUUAUACAUAACCCUAUUGUAAUUGUAAUGGCAGCAUAAUUAAAACAUUGACAAAUUAAAAUGAAUGGUUACUAUAUUUUUUAAAUGAAACUCUUUAACAGUGGGACUUCAUAUGUAACCAGUUGCUCUUGUGUAAUUUUUUUUGUGAUAUAACAAAAUUAUGUCCCACAGUUUCCUUGGUGGGCUUCAUUUAAUAUCUUGUUGCCAGGUUUGUAAGGAAAACAUUCAUUUUGCAGGACAGUUAUUGGACUCAAAGCAAGUCAUGAACAUUGCAGCAAUUCAUAGCAACAAUUAUGUCAAUAAUUUAUUAUUUUAUCUGUUGAUUACCUAUAUGCUAUGAAAUGGACAUCAAGCACCAAUAGUUUUAAAGGAAAAAAUUAAUGUUUCUUCUUUUAACCAUGGGGCUAAUAUUUUAAGUGUAACCAAUGAAUUGUGUGUUAAUGU